UAUUUAAGAGGAGGCGUGCCAGUGUGGGGUCGGCGUCGGGCCGACACAGUGUGUGAGUGCAGCAUCAUUGUGAGGAGCGUCAGAGUGAGGCGUCAGGCUGGAGCCCUGGUACUCCUACACCCACUGGUUCCCCAUGGCCUCGUCCCAUGUGAUGAAGCCCGGCCCCAUGGAGCCGGUGCCCCGCAUGCAGCCAGCCAUGAUGAUGUUCUCCAGCAAGUACUGGUCCAAGAGGGGGCUGUCCCUGGACUCGGCCAUGUUCCACCAGCAGCAGCAGAGACACACCGGGGGGCAGAUGUCGAGGCGUCCGUCCUUCUGUCCCAUCAACGAGACACCGGACAAAGAGGGCGCUGAAGAGAGUGGGAAGACGGCGGUGGUGUUCUCUCUGAAGAAUGAGGUUGGCUGUCUGGUCAAAGCUCUGCGACUCUUCCAGGAGAAGCGAGUGAACCUGAGCCACAUCGAGUCUCGGAUGUCAAAGCGAGUGUUGAACGAGGUGGAGAUCUAUGCCGACUGCAACUGCAGUAAAAAAGAGUUUAACGAGCUGCUGCAGCUUCUCAAAGAUCACGUCAACAUCAUCUCCUUCAACACACCUGCACAUGUGUGGUCAGCUGAGGCAGAUGGAGACGAAGUUCCCUGGUUCCCCAUGAAGAUCGCUGAGUUGGAUCAGUGUUCUCACAGAGUGUUGAUGUACGGAUCAGAGCUGGACGCUGACCAUCCUGGCUUUAAGGAUGAAGUUUACCGUCAGAGGAGGAAAUACUUUGUGGAAGUGGCCAUGAACUAUAAAUUCGGGCAGCCCAUCCCUCGUAUCGAGUACACCCAGGAGGAGGUGAAGACGUGGGGGGUGGUGUUCAGAGAGCUGACCAAGCUGUACCCGACUCACGCCUGCAGAGAAUACCUGAAGAACCUGCCGCUGCUCAGCAAACACUGCGGUUACCGUGACGACAACAUCCCCCAGCUGGAGGACGUGUCCCGGUUCCUCAGAGAGAGGUCUGGUUUCACGGUGCGACCGGUCGCAGGUUAUCUGUCUCCCAGAGACUUCCUGGCUGGUUUGGCCUACAGAGUGUUUAACUGCACUCAGUACGUUCGUCACAGCACCGACCCGCUCUACACACCUGAGCCGGACACGUGUCACGAGCUGCUGGGUCACGUUCCUCUGCUGGCUGAUCCAAAGUUCGCUCAGUUCUCUCAGGAGAUCGGUCUGGCUUCUCUUGGAGCGACUGAUGAAGACGUUCAGAAACUGGCCACAUGUUAUUUCUUCACAAUCGAGUUUGGACUCUGCAAACAGGAUGGUCAGCUGAGAGCUUACGGAGCCGGUUUACUGUCGUCUAUAGGAGAGCUGAGGCAUGCCCUGUCAGAUGAGGCCUGUGUGAAGAUGUUCGACCCGAAGACGACCUGUAACCAGGAGUGUCUCAUCACCACCUUCCAGGAGGUUUACUUUGUGUCUGAGAGUUUCGAGGAGGCCAAAGAGAAGAUGAGGGAGUUUGCUAAGACGAUCAAGCGUCCGUUCUCGGUGUACUACAACCCGUACACUCAGAGCAUCGACCUGCUCAAAGACACCCGCGGCAUCGAGAACGUGGUGCAGGACCUGCGCAGCGACCUCAACACCGUGUGUGACGCUCUGGGCAAGAUGAACACCUACAUGGGCAUCUGACACGUCACACCUGAGUCACCGCUGAGCUCUGAUUGGUUUAAAACAUCACAUCACACCUGUGUUUGUCUCUCUGAGCUCUGAUUGGUUCAAAACAUCAGUGACAUGUACCUGUAACAGAAACGUGUAAAUAAGAUUUACUACAUUCCACAUGACGGUGUUGCUGUCUAACUGUGGAGGACAGAAGCUGCCAAAAUUGUAAAUAAAUAAAUGACUCUUAACGUGCCAUUAAAUGUAACAAAAAUAAUAUUAUAAAGAAACAUAGACAUUGUAUUAAUUCCUCUAUUUAUUUACUUUCCUAAUUAGUUUUCCCUUUUAUUUAUUUAUUUGUAUUAAUGUUGUAAUUUAUUUAUUUGUUGAUUCUGGCAGGUUCCAUCCUCCACACCUAAUCAAUCAGCUGUAAUAAAGGGGUGAUAAACUGUCAGUAAAGGCUGUAAUCAUGCUUAAUAACAUCAUUCACUGAUGCUUUAUAGAUAGUAUUAUUAUUAUGAGCAGUUACUUUUGAUCCAGGUUGUGAAAAGCUGCUGCUGUAAAUCCUUUCUUUCAGGUAAUAAUAAUAAAUGUUUUCCGUUGUGAAGAGAGCGGAGCCAAACUUUGACGUGAGCAGCUUUCGGUCAUGUUGCUUCAGUUUUGUGCUGUCAGUUGGUUUUUCAAAAUAAAACAGCA
Messenger RNA from Epinephelus moara (kelp grouper), 2311 nucleotides. It is a transcript of the gene tph2, whose product is annotated as tryptophan hydroxylase 2 (tryptophan 5-monooxygenase). The record is from RefSeq and is a predicted model, not a curated record. Gene Ontology annotation, molecular function: iron ion binding; tryptophan 5-monooxygenase activity. Gene Ontology annotation, biological process: serotonin biosynthetic process; aromatic amino acid metabolic process. Gene Ontology annotation, cellular component: neuron projection. Lineage: Eukaryota; Metazoa; Chordata; Actinopteri; Perciformes; Serranidae. The transcript is spliced from 11 exons. Bases 134 to 1648 code for a protein of 504 amino acids.